CAAAGGGAGCCUGGCACCUCCUUGCUGCCCCGGGGCAGCUCUUGCCCAGGCCCUGUGGCCCCUCCCCCAAUCAAUGCCCCUUUGGUGGGCCAGAGACAGGCAGGGUUGUGGAGAAGCACAAGGGAGGGGGCGGCGGGCACUCAGGGAUGAGACAAGCGGAUUCCAGACCGAUGUGGUGAGAGGCAGGGGCGGGGGACCCCCAGGGCCGGCUGUGUGCCCGGCUCUUUGCCCACUGCCCACCCGCUCACUUACUCAAGGGCCCACAUGGUGUCGCUCUGGCCUUGGGGGGUGGGGGCAGGGGGCAGGGCCUGGGCAGGGGUGUGGCCGAGGCCCCCCACGGGGCAGGGGGGAAGGGGGCGGGGUCUCUGAGCCUAUGGCCUGGCUUGGGGCUGGCAGCUGCCCAGAUCGGCCAGGGCACUGACCAGAGGAGAGAGUGACAGAAACCCAGCGCCCACGGGGGAGAGUUGGCCAUGACAGGAGAGAAGGGAGAGGCAGAGGAGGAGGCCUUGAGCUGGGCCCCGGAAGACCUCACCAUGGAGGAGCUGCGUGAGGGGCAGGCGGCCGCCCGGGCCCUGGAAGACAUGCUUACUCUGAGCUCCCAGACGCUGGUGCACGCCGAGGUGGAGGACCUCUACGAAGAGGUCCGCCAGCUGGGCCAGGGCCGCUUCGGCCGAGUCGUGCUGGUCACUCACCGGCAGAGAGGGACUCCCAUGGCCCUCAAGCUCCUGUCCAAGGCCUCAACCACCCGUCAAGGCUUCCUUUACGAGUUCUGCGUGGGCCUGGCACUCGGCUCUCACCCCGGCAUCGUGGCUACCUACGGCAUCGGGCUGGAGACGCCUGACGGCUACGGCUUCCUCUCAGAGCCGGCCCUGCAGGGGGACCUCAUCGCCCUGAUCCAGCCCAAGAGAGGCCUUCCCGAGGCGGCGGCCCAGCUCUGUGCCCAGCAGAUCGCUUGUGCCUUGGAGCACAUCCACUCCCGGGGCCUGGUGUACCGCGACCUGAAGCCCGAAAACGUGCUGGUGUUCGAGCCGGGCUGCCGGCGCGUGAAGCUCACCGACUUCGGCCACACACGGCCCCGAGGGACCCUGCUGCGCCUGGCCGGGCCCCCCAUCCCCUACACGGCGCCCGAGCUCUGCGGCCCCGGCUGCCGGCCCCAGGGGCUGCCUAUCCAGCCCUCCCUGGACGCCUGGGCCCUGGGCGUGCUCCUCUUCUGCCUCCUCACCGGCUACUUCCCCUGGGACCGGCCGCUGCCCGCCGAAGACCCCUUCUACCAGGACUUCCUGGACUGGAGGGCUUCCGGUGAGGCCUGCGACCGCCCCGCUCCCUGGGCCGGCCUCAGCCCGGCUGCCGAUGGGCUGCUGGGGGCGCUGCUGGACCCUCGGCCGCGCCACAGGGGCCUCGUAGGCUCGGUGCGGCCCUUUCUGGGCCAGGCCUGGAAGGAGAGGGCAAAGCUGGAGGACGGGGAAGGGGAGGGUGCCCAGUGAGACUGGAGGGAAGGGUGUGGGUUCUCCCAUUCCUUCAAUAAAGCCUGAAGACCCUUCUCUGGGGGCACC
Molecule: messenger RNA, 1553 nt
Organism: Monodelphis domestica (gray short-tailed opossum)
Lineage: Eukaryota; Metazoa; Chordata; Mammalia; Didelphimorphia; Didelphidae
Gene: SBK2
Product: SH3 domain binding kinase family member 2
Biological process (GO): protein phosphorylation
Molecular function (GO): protein serine/threonine kinase activity; ATP binding
Source: RefSeq, a predicted model, not a curated record